AUGCUAAAAGAAGUCACCAUCAAGGGUAGGUUGAUAGACGCUGAAUCUAGAUGUGUUCAUUGGAAUUCAAGAUUGGACAUCAUUGCGUUAAAGCUUAAGUGUUGUGAAUCGUUUUAUGCUUGCUACUCCUGUCACCAGGAACUAACUCAUAAAGAUCAUGCUACACACAAGUAUAACAUAAAUAAGUCACCUAUGGAACAUGUGAUUUUAUGUGGUGUAUGUAAAAAUACGAUGACCUUCCAGAAGUACACCUCUAGAUCGUUUGGAGAGGCUGAUCAAGAAGGUAUUUCAACCCAAAAUCAGCCUUUUUGUUGCCCCUUUUGUAACUCACCGUUCAACCCAGGAUGUAAAUUACAUUACGAUCUUUAUUUUGAUUUUGAUCACCGUGAUCACCGUGAUUGCGAGAACUAA
Molecule: messenger RNA, 411 nt
Organism: Eremothecium cymbalariae DBVPG#7215
Lineage: Eukaryota; Fungi; Ascomycota; Saccharomycetes; Saccharomycetales; Saccharomycetaceae
Gene: HOT13
Product: Hot13p
Exons: 1
Coding region: 1-411 (136 amino acids)
Biological process (GO): protein import into mitochondrial intermembrane space
Cellular component (GO): mitochondrial intermembrane space
Molecular function (GO): zinc ion binding
Source: RefSeq, a predicted model, not a curated record